Messenger RNA from Betta splendens (Siamese fighting fish), 1397 nucleotides. It is a transcript of the gene bloc1s2, whose product is annotated as biogenesis of lysosomal organelles complex-1, subunit 2. The record is from RefSeq and is a predicted model, not a curated record. Gene Ontology annotation, molecular function: gamma-tubulin binding. Gene Ontology annotation, biological process: lysosome localization; endosomal transport. Gene Ontology annotation, cellular component: BLOC-1 complex; BORC complex; gamma-tubulin complex. The coding region runs from base 122 to 661 and encodes 179 amino acids. The transcript is spliced from 5 exons. Lineage: Eukaryota; Metazoa; Chordata; Actinopteri; Anabantiformes; Osphronemidae.
AUCAAACAACAAACGGGCGUGGCGGUCGGGCGCGCGCGAGGCGGGUGGUGGUUGUGGCGGCGCGCGGACGUCACGUGGACAUUCAGCUCAUGUGACAGGGGAAAGUCAAAACAGGAACAAAAUGGCUGCAACCGGAGACGAGGCCGCUGCAAUGGACAGCAUCUCCAGAGCCCCAGCCUCCCAGACAGUGGCUGUGAAUCCGACUGCGAGUUCCAGCAGCCACACUGAAAGCCCGGAGGCCGCCGCAGAGAGCCCGGCGGCAGCUCCGAAGAAGUCCGGCACCAACACUGAUGGUGGUGUGGAGACAGCGGAGGAGGCUGUGGAGCCUGCAGAGCCAGAUAUCAAUGAGCUGUGUACUGAUAUGUUUGAAAAGAUGUCAAUUUUCCUGCAAGGAGAACUCACGGGCACUUGUGAGGAUUAUCGACUGCUGGAGAACAUGAACAAGCUAACCAGUCUGAAGUACAUGGAAAUGAAAGACAUCAGCAUCAAUAUCAGCCGAAAUCUGCAGGAUCUAAACAACAAGUAUGCAAGCCUACAGCCCUAUUUGGACCAGAUAAAUCAAAUAGAGGAGCAAGUAUCUUCGCUUGAACAAGCUGCCUACAAACUAGAUGCAUACUCCAAGAAACUGGAGGCCAGAUUCAAAAAACUAGAGAAGAGAUGAGAGGAAAAAGGAGGCAGGCUGAGCGUUAUGGUGCCUUUAUGCCUUCUUUCAGCUUGCCUUGCUGUCUUCUUUCCCUGCAAGUGUAGCCAGGAGUUGCAGAGAGGAUGUGACCUGAGGCUGAAACAACAAACCGUCAAAGCCACAUCGAUACCUAAAGGACCAAGGAGGAAACAGCUGAGGGCACAUGAAUUAGUACUUCAGUGCUUGGCUUUGAUUUACCUCCCAGAUCAUUGUUUUUGGCAGCAGUCAAGCAGCUAAGCUGUAUAAGUAUACACGGCGUAUACCCACAUCCUUUUACACACAAAGUAAACAUUAUGUAGAAUAAAUCUGCCUAAUUAGCAUCAGAACAUAACUGAGUCAUGGAGUCAGAGGAGAUGAAUCCAUUAUCAAAUUCAAAAACCAAAACACAGUAGACUAUUAAGUUCUGCACCUGUAAAUUUUGUAAUUGCUGUUUUUGCCAUGUGUACAGGAUAAAUCAUCGUCACUGACCUGUCUUUAAUAAAAAAGUUAAACUAAUAAUUUUUAUUUGUCUGGUCAGUGUGAACAGUACCAAACUUUUUAACAACCAAUACUAUGCACAAAACCGCUGUAAACCACACUGGCUCUUUAGGGUGUCUUUUAAGCUUGCAGUUUAUAAUUACAACGACUUGUUAUGGAGUAAUUAUUGUAUUAUGUGUAUUUAUGAAUACUGACACUGACAACUGGAGGCUUUCUAAAUAUAUGUUUAUGAGCAUGA